This is a messenger RNA of Funneliformis geosporum, 840 nucleotides long. The record is from the annotation of a GenBank genome assembly. Lineage: Eukaryota; Fungi; Glomeromycota; Glomeromycetes; Glomerales; Glomeraceae.
AUGCCCGCCUCUUUCAAUGCUUUCCUCGUAGCUGCCCUUUUGGCAUUCCAGGUCGUUGGAAUUUAUGGUGAAAUCUACACCGGGGUUGCAGAAAUUCCUCCAUUCAACGGAUCUUGGCACCUAUGCAGUAGUAUCAACACCGACUAUAUCAGUUUUUCGAUGAGAGUUUUAGAAGAUCAAACAACUCCAUUAACGCAAGAAUUUCCCGGUAAAACCCUUGAAGGUAGACCGCCAAAACCAUUACCGAAAUACAAACCUGCAUUAUUAGCAUUUCAACUUAAUUAUGAAAAUGUGGUAAAAUAUUCAGAUACUGUCAAAGAAGUUUCUAAAUUUGCAUAUAUCCCAUCAUUGUCAUGUUAUGAAAAGCCCAUACAACAAUGUGAUCAAGACGUAGGUGACAUACCUUUGCAAUUUAAAGAAAGUCAAUGUCUUUUAUUGCAAAAUCCAUCUGGUGUUCCCGUUAGAUUUAAUUUAUCAAUUUCUUUUACCGAGACCGUAUUCAGUCAAGAAUUUACUAGUCCUGCUAACCCUGGUGCAAUACCACACAUCGUUAAAAAAAAGAGAAAGAAAAAAAGAGAUCAUCGAAACAAGUCAUUUCCGUGGGUUUCUACCCUGCGCCUUGAUUUAGGAGUAUUACUGGCCUUUGAUUCUGGUGAAGGAGGAAUUGGUUAUGUUCCUUUAUCAUUAGAUGAAAAAGUUGGCAAACUUUUAACAUUAAAUUUUCACCGCUAUAAUCAGGCAUUAAUGGCAUUAAUGGAAAUGAUACAAGUUAUUGGAGAGCUUCAUAUGUCUCGCCGCUGUAAUGUGUUAAAUAAUAAAAAGGUAGAUGACGUGUCUUAG